Messenger RNA from Arachis ipaensis, 738 nucleotides. RefSeq names its product MLP-like protein 43. Lineage: Eukaryota; Viridiplantae; Streptophyta; Magnoliopsida; Fabales; Fabaceae. Gene Ontology annotation, biological process: defense response. The record is from RefSeq and is a predicted model, not a curated record.
AUGGUAAUGGUUUCUAUAUAUGUUGAAUAAGUUCCACCAUCUCUCAUCAUCAUAGUUUUUGAUACCUUCCUUGCUUCAUAUAAAAUUUUUUUUCCUGUCAGGAGACAUGGUAGCACUACUAAGUGGUAAAAUUAGUAUUGAAGUUGUGAUUCAAGUAGCGGCUUCAAAGUUCUUUAAUGUUUUGGCAAAGCAAUUCCACAAUGUUCCAAACAUUUGUGAAAGAAUUCAUGGAUCCAAGUUGCAUGAAGGUGAUGACUGGCACAGCACUGAUUCAGUUAAACAAUGGACUCUUCUCAUAGAUGGAAAAGUGAAAACAUUAAAGGAGAGAAUUGAAGCCAUUGAUGAAGAGAACAAAUCAAUCAUUUACCAAGUCUUUGAUGACGAUAUCAGUGAGCACUAUAAGGUCUUUAAGUUCAUCCUUCAAGUGAAUGAGAAGAAUGAUGAAUGUGCUUGUGUCAAAUGGAGUAUUGAAUAUGAGAAGAUCAAUGAGAAUGUUGAAACUCCAUAUGCAUACUUGGACUUCGAGGAGAAGAUUACUAAGGAUAUUGCUGAUCAUGUUCUCAAGGCAUAGCUCCAACAAUCUAUUUAUCGAAUUUUUAAUAAUUAAAUAUUUGAACGAUAAGGAUGUUCUCAUUCUUCUUAUGAAUGUGCUUUAUGUUAUUUGAUGAUUUCCUGUUGAAUGUAAUAACUUAAUAAGCAGUGAAUUUCUCUAUUGUAUUACCAGAUUAUAUUAUCUAG